AUGUCGGUGUUUGUGUCAAUUACAUCUCACGUUGUUAUAGCGAGCGAUCGAUACUGCAUGAUAACGUACCCGUUGAAACCACGGCUGACCAGGGCUAUUUGUUUUGUUAUCAUCGCCCUAUCGUGGACCUCUGCUACAGCACUCGCAAUUCCUAUAACAUACUUCACCAAAGAAUACGACCUGCGUGUUUACGGCUACCACAUCGUUUGCUACGAGAUGUGGCCGUCAGAAGUGCCCAAGAAAUUAUACGAGAUUGGUUUAUUACUGCUUGGCUAUUUAAUCCCUCUAGUCGUGAUUAUUAUCCUUUAUGGCAGAAUUUCUUACGUGAUAACGAGUCGAGUUUUACCAGGAGUGUUCACCGAGGCACAGGAGAGGCGCGAUCUAAAAAAGAAACAGAAAACCAACAGACUAUUAUUAGCAGUUGUCAUGACAUUUACGAUAUGUUGGUUCCCGAUGUAUAUGAUUCGCAUUAUCACUGAGAUCAAUCCAAAGGUAUUUAGCGGUGAAUACCAUGAUUUAGUGUUUUUUAUAUGUCACUGGUUUGCCAUGAGUUCAACCGUUUACAACCCUUUCGUAUACGCCUGGCUACAUGAAAAGUAUCGCCGGCGGUUGAAAUUGGCAUUUAUGGCAACAUGUUUCCGGCGUUCCGUAAACUACCGCCAACACAGCAAGGAGGGGGCGGCAACAACGCAUCCACAGUCUCGUGACUACGUUGCAAUCUCUCCCAAAUCGACAAGAUUUAUUUCCUUGCAAAUUUCGAAAUGA
Saccoglossus kowalevskii is the source of this 765-nucleotide messenger RNA. Its product is annotated as prolactin-releasing peptide receptor-like. Gene Ontology annotation, biological process: G protein-coupled receptor signaling pathway. Gene Ontology annotation, molecular function: neuropeptide Y receptor activity; neuropeptide binding. NCBI's taxonomy places the organism in Eukaryota, Metazoa, Hemichordata, Enteropneusta, Harrimaniidae. Gene Ontology annotation, cellular component: neuron projection; plasma membrane. The record is from RefSeq and is a predicted model, not a curated record.